Messenger RNA from Choloepus didactylus (southern two-toed sloth), 2664 nucleotides. It is a transcript of the gene CSDC2, whose product is annotated as cold shock domain containing C2. NCBI's taxonomy places the organism in Eukaryota, Metazoa, Chordata, Mammalia, Pilosa, Megalonychidae. Gene Ontology annotation, cellular component: cytoplasm. The transcript has 5 exons. The record is from RefSeq and is a predicted model, not a curated record. Gene Ontology annotation, molecular function: mRNA 3'-UTR binding. Gene Ontology annotation, biological process: regulation of mRNA stability. The coding region runs from base 415 to 876 and encodes 153 amino acids.
UCCCGCGCCUCCUGACGUCAGGAGGGAGGCGUGUGUGAGUGAGUGAGGGGCCCGAGGUGCCGCAUGCUCACUCACACACACACACACACACACACCCAGAGCCACACACACGCGGCACAUCUUUCAGACCGUCCCCUGCCCGCCAGCCCCGGACGCCGGAGAGAGGCAAGUGCCGAAGCCACAGCAGGAGGGCAGGGCCCGGCCCGGCUGCCAAGGAGAGAGGAGGGCUGGACUGGCAGAGGCCUCGUGAGUCAUCUGGACCCGUGACGACGCGUGUCGCCAAGGAGAAAGACGGAGCCCGUGGCUGGUGAGGCUGCCGAGCGGGGCCAGGCCGGGCCCUGCCCGCAAGGAUGCCCGAGCCCUGCACCGGCUGCCGUGCCCCGGAGCCCGCCAGGCUCUCCUGCCGGCCCCGCCAUGACGUCGGAGCCCACGUCGCCCCCGGUCGUGCCCCCGCUCCACUCCCCCAAGUCCCCCAUCUGGCCCACCUUCCCCUUCCACCGGGAGGGCAGCAGGGUCUGGGAGCGGGGUGGGGUCUCGUCCCGGGACCUGCCCAGCCCGCUGCCCACCAAACGGACCCGGACCUACUCGGCGACAGCCCGCGCCUCGGCUGGCCCCGUGUUCAAGGGUGUCUGUAAGCAGUUCUCCCGCUCCCAGGGCCACGGCUUCAUCACCCCCGAGAACGGUGCCGAGGACAUCUUCGUGCACGUGUCGGACAUCGAGGGGGAGUAUGUCCCCAUGGAAGGUGACGAAGUGACCUACAAGAUGUGCCCCAUCCCACCCAAGAACCAGAAGUUCCAGGCCGUGGAGGUGGUGCUCACCCAGCUGGCCCCUCACACCCCCCACGAGACGUGGUCCGGCCAGGUGGUGGGCUCCUAGGCCGGGUGGGGCGCCACUCAGGUUCAGGCGCUGGCUGACCCGGUCCCCCGGGGCCUCAGUGUGCACGUCCGUCUGUCUGUCUGUCUGUACUUGUGGCCUUGAGCGUGUGCCUCUGUCUGCUCCUUUCCCCCCAAGACCUGUGAUUGGGUGGGAGGCAGCUGGGAGCUGGGUGCAGGGGGAAGCCACAAGGCUGCUUUCCCUGCUUGUUCGCUGCCCCCCACCCCUCCCCCCAAACACACAGGACCCAUCACCCUCUGCCCACUUGUCCUCAUGUCAACUGAGCCUGAGACCCCAUUUCAGACCUGAAGCUGGGAUGCAGGUGGGCCCGCUGGGACCCCUGCCCGCACAAGCCUGCUCCCUUCAUCUCUGCCCCUGAGCCCCUCUCUGUAUCAAGCCCUGCUCGAGCCUCCCAGCCCCCAGCCUGGGUUGGGGUCUCUCAGUGGCCUCAACCCUUCCCUGCAGCAGCCAGGCCUGUGAGCACUUUGGGGGAGCCUCCUGUCUCUGGCAGGGGAAGGGGGUAGAACAUGGAGGCAGAAGGGCCCCUCGUCACUGCCGUGGCCCAGGCCCUCCAUCUGCAUUGCAGAGGCAGGAGAGAGGGGCCUGGGGGCAGAGGCGGUUUGGGGAGCUCCUGUCAUGAGGGCCACAGUCCCUCCUCCUCAGUCUGGCAGUGGCUCUGUGAACCCUAAAUUGAGGCCAUGUUGCCUUGCCUGGGCCACACCGAGCCAUGCAGCCCACCUCAUCCUGAGGUGAGGGUCAGCAGAGGGGCAUGACCCCCAGCAUGGGCACAGCCCCCUGACUCACAGCCCUCCUGAUGCUCCGCCCCCUGCCCAGCCACGCUGGCAGCUGGGACGCAGCAAUGGACAGAGCCAGCUGCAGACCGGCCUGUGUGCUCGUUUCUCAGGCGGGGCCGGGUCGGGGCAAGGAUGGGCCUCAGCCUGGAAGACCCCCAGGCCUGCACCCCCACGCUGGACCCCCUUCCUGCAGCCGCAGGACGGGAGGCUCAGGUGGGGGCCUAUCUUGUCUGUCCCUCUCACCUGGAGUCCUUUUGGGUCAAGACACAUGUGUUUAUGUCCAUUCGCUCUUGGCCAGGGGUGGCCCAGCCUGGGGGGGCCAAGGAGGGGCCCUGCCUCCACCCUCCCCCAACUCCCUCCCACUCCAUUUUGGGGAGCACAGAGAAAUGGGGAUUCAGGUUCAAGGGCAGGCUGUCCAGGGUCCGUGACCCUUAGGAGACCUAGUCAGUAAAAUCAGGGACUCAAAUGCUCAAGAUGAGGGGGUCAGUGGUUCCCAGGGAGGAUCCCCAGCCCUGAAGGUAGCCAAGGUCCCAGGGGCAGAGAGCAGCUGGGGUAGCUACAUCCCACCAGCAACCCAUACACAGGCUGGGGGCCUGGAGAUGGGCUGGCCAGCCCCCAAAACAGGGAAGGGCCCAGCCUGCCACCCACUCUGAGCUGGGGCUCCUCUGGACAAGGCCUGAGGGUACCCCCAAGGAGCAAGGACUCCUCAGCCCCCUUGGCAGGAGUCUCACUGGUGCAGGUUAACUCCUGGGGUCCCCCAAGGAUUCCCCCCGGAAUAGGUCUCCCUUUUAGGCAUCAGGCACCAGCCAGCAGCAGACAGACGUGGUGGCAUCAAGCCCUGGGGCUGCCUGGGGGGCAGAGGGGCAGCAGCACCCCCUCCCCCAGCCCUAUCCCCCCCAGCCCUGCAGGCUGCAGUCAGAGACCCUCCCAAGAGCCCCAGCCACCCUGUCACCCCCAUCCUCCCCAACACAGGCAAUAAACCCUCAACUGUGACUCA